Molecule: messenger RNA, 990 nt
Organism: Phalaenopsis equestris
Lineage: Eukaryota; Viridiplantae; Streptophyta; Magnoliopsida; Asparagales; Orchidaceae
Product: vacuolar iron transporter 1.1
Exons: 4
Coding region: 117-878 (253 amino acids)
Biological process (GO): intracellular manganese ion homeostasis
Cellular component (GO): vacuolar membrane
Molecular function (GO): iron ion transmembrane transporter activity; manganese ion transmembrane transporter activity
Source: RefSeq, a predicted model, not a curated record
CAAUUCGCCCAUCAGUCUUCGCUUGCCCUCUCCGUUCAGCAUAAAUACGCGCAUGCCCUAGCGGCGUACGCAUCUCCACCUAAGCUCUCUCUCUCACGCGGAAAAAAAAAUUAAGAAUGGUUUUAGAACAGGCGAGAUUUUCGGAGAACGAAAAUCCGACAGAGAAGCCUCUGGUUAAUCACAAGGAAAAGCAUUUCACCUCUGGUGAAAUCGUCCGCGACAUCAUCAUCGGCGUCUCCGAUGGCCUCACCGUCCCCUUUGCCCUAGCAGCCGGCCUCUCCGGCGCCUCCGUACCCUCCUCCCUUAUUCUCACCGCCGGACUCGCUGAGGUUGCCGCCGGCUCGAUUGCUAUUGGGCUCGGCGGGUACCUAGCGGCGAAGAGCGACGCGGACCACUACUCGCGGGAAUAUAAACGGGAGCAGGAGGAGAUUCUCACCGUUCCUGACACUGAGGCUGCGGAGGUAGGGGAAAUACUGGCGGUGUAUGGUCUGGAACCCCACGAAUACGGCCCGGUAGUUGGUGCGCUCCGCAGGAAUCCUCAAGCCUGGCUAGACUUUAUGAUGAGAUUUGAAUUGGGACUUGAGAAGCCGGAGCCAAAGAGGGCUGUGGAGAGCGCAUUGACAAUCGGCUUCUCAUACAUCGCCGGCGGAUUGGUGCCGCUGCUUCCUUACAUGGUCGUCCCUACUGCUCAGAAGGCGCUGGUCAUAUCGGUCGUUGUUACGCUUGUUGCUCUUCUCUUCUUCGGCUACAUCAAAGGCCGUUUCACGGGCAACCGCCCACUGCUUAGCGCAUUCCAGACCACGUUUAUCGGCGCCGCUGCUUCAGCUGCAGCCUUCGGCAUGGCGAAGGCCGUGCAGGCUGUGCGAAUUCAGAAUUAAAUGAGCAGGAGGAGCUUUUAUCAAUCUAAAUUUGUUUUCAAUUGCAUGCUUUGUCGAAGUUGUGGUUUGAUUUUUCCACCAUGAUGAGCUAUGUAUUAUCGAUCUAGUUCAU